This is a messenger RNA of Microdochium trichocladiopsis, 2042 nucleotides long. Its product is annotated as putative subtilisin-like protease. Gene Ontology annotation, molecular function: serine-type endopeptidase activity. The record is from RefSeq and is a predicted model, not a curated record. The coding region runs from base 397 to 1605 and encodes 402 amino acids. The transcript has a single exon. Gene Ontology annotation, biological process: proteolysis. NCBI's taxonomy places the organism in Eukaryota, Fungi, Ascomycota, Sordariomycetes, Xylariales, Microdochiaceae.
UUCCAAGUUUGUCCUCGCCGCAAGCAUGGCAGUCCGGCAGGUGCAAUUGGCCAACCCCUUGCUGCGCGCUAGAACCCCUGGCCCUUGUCAACGUCGAUCGCUCAUGGGCACCCGUCCAUGAUCGCCGGCAGACUAACAACCAAGCGCCGCUCGCCAUGGCCAACACACGUUAUAAGAAUCUGCCGUGCUCCGGUCGGCCUGGAGAUUGGCUUCAGAUGGCAUCAACCACUGCAGCUUGAUUCUUCGCCUUUCUUAGUCUUCAACCCUCAUUCCUUGGCAUAGACCUUCGCUUGUUCUCAGUUCCAACUCGUAUUCCUUCCUUGAGACACUCUUUUCAACCAAAAACGCUCUCUUCACGCAAGCAACACCGUAUACAUUUUUAUCGACCUCGAUAACAUGGUUGGAUUCAAGACUUUGGUUAUCCUGGCCGCUGGCCUCCUCCCUGCCGCCACGGCCUUCCCCAAACCGUACUUCAAGGCCAUCCGUGCGGACCACGAUGUUAUUGCUGGCCAGUACAUCGUGACCCUGAACAAGGACCUCGAUGACGUUGCUGUCGCCAACCACUUCUCCUUCGCCGCAGCCAUUCACGCCCGCAGCGGCAGUGGAACCUGGGGCAUCCGUAAGCAGUGGCGUCUUCUCAACUUCGCCGGCUACAGCGGCCACUUUGACGAUGCCACCGUCGAGCAGAUCCGGGCAGACCCGUCCGUGUUUGCCGUUGAGCCCAACCGGGUCAGGCACCUGAUGGCUGUUGAGACUCAGAAGAACGCCCCAUGGGGUCUCGCGUCCAUCUCCAACUCUGGCAGCGCCAACAGCACUAGCUAUCUCUACGAGGACGCCGCCGGCGAGGGUCAGUUCGCCUACAUUGUGGACACUGGCAUUCUCGACACACACGAGGAGUUCGAGGGCGAGCGUGGUGUCAAGGGCUACAACGCCGUCGAUGACGUCCCCUUUGAGGAUGUUGAUGGGCACGGCACCCACGUUGCCGGCACCAUCUGCGGCAAGACGUACGGUGUUGCCAAGAAGGCCACCUGCGUUUCCGUCAAAGUCUUCAACGGCGGCAGCUCCACCACCGAGACUGUCAUGGAGGGCUAUAACUGGGCCGUCCAGGACAUCAAGAAGCAGGGCCGCGAGGCCAACGCCGUUAUCAGCAUGUCCCUUGGUGGUGGUCGCUCUGAUGCUGAGAACCGCAUCGUCGAGCAGGCCUUUAACGAGGGCAUCCUGACUAUCGUCGCUGCCGGCAAUGACGGAGCUGAUGCCUCCGAAUACUCGCCUGCCUCCGCCCCCAACGCUGUCACCGUCGGUGCCGCGGACAUCAGCAACACCCGCGCCUACUUCUCCAACUUUGGCGACGUUGUCGACAUCUUCGCACCCGGCGUCGGCAUCAAGAGCGCCUGGAUCGAGAGCGACACUUCUUCCGAGGUCCUUGACGGCACCUCCAUGGCCACUCCCCACAUCUCCGGUCUCGUGCUGUACCUUAAGUCUGUCUUUGCUGGCGAGCUUGACAGCCCUGGCGCCGCGACCAAGAAGCUCCUUUCGCUGGCGGUUCCUGGCAUCAAGAACCCGAAGGGCGCCGACGUCCGUGCCUACAACGGCGUUAAGGCUUAAAUGGUCGCAGGUGUUGCUUUAUUCCAUAUCUGACCAUUUUUCAUGACAUUGUACCGGCCUGGCAUGGCGCCGUGCAAAUUUUCGCAAGUGUAUAUACACAUUUUUCUAUGGAUCGUGGACACAUAAAUGCCCUAGUGGCCAAUCAUGACUUGCUUCAUUUUCGCAGCUCUUGCAAUAACUCGCCCGGGGACAAGUGAAUCAAGAGGACAAAAGUCGUCUGAAGGUCGGGCCGCUAACGUGACAACUUUCUUGAGAGACUACGCUUGCUCGGCCGGUGCAUUAGCAUCCCGCACUAUCGGAACAUUUCUGAUUCGCUCACACUGAACAAUGCCAAUCCGCUUUCAAGUCAUGCACCAAGCAAUUUGUGAAACGGCGGAUUCUCAGACCACGCAUAUAGCCAUGAGCUUGGCAUUCUGCCCAUGAGAACGAGGCAGGUG